UCCCAAAUAUUUCAUCACCGCCAUCAGAACCUACCCUAAUCUUCAUCUUUAUCAAGUUAUGACUGAGAAAGUCAACACUCCAACUGGUGUUCUCGACCAAGAACGCAAUGCCUCUCGCGAACCUUCACUCUUUGACCAAAAAGAACUCGAUCGUCUAGGUCGAGAGCGUCCAGCAUGUUUCUCAAACCUCUUAUCGGAGCUGGGCUUUAUCUUUGCGGUCGUGGGUUCGAUGAUGGUUAGCGAGUAUUUUGUUUCUGGUUUCAACAUUAUCCUACCUUCGUUGGCUGUUACACUCGAGAUUCCGGAUGAGGUAAGGACUUGGCCUGCUGCUGUCAUUAAUCUUACCACGGCUGUUUUACUUCUUCCGUUCGCGAGACUUUCUGAGAUUCAUGGUGGAAGGUUCAUCUUCCUCGGCGGACAUGUUUGGUUGAUUAUUUGGUCGAUUAUCGGAGGUUUCAGUCAGAACCCUACCAUGCUUAUUGCUUGUCGAGCUAUGCAGGGCCUAGGGCCUUCAGCUUUCUUGCCGUCAAGUGUGGCGAUCAUGUCACGCAUUUAUCGCCCAGGUCCAAGGAAGAAUCUCGUUUUCAGCAUGCUUGGCGCCUUUUCUUGCAUCGGCUUCUACUCUGGAAUCUUCUUCGGUGCAUUGUCGGCCCAGGUCCUUGGUUGGAAGUGGUAUUUCUUUAUUGGUGCUUUCUUUUGCGCAAGUAUCUUCAUCACUGGUCUUUUGACUAUUCCAAAGAGCCAUGGAGAUCCACUUCCUGAUUUGAAGAUGGACUGGUUGGGCACUGCUACGGUUGUACCGGGUCUUGCAUUGGUGGUGUAUGCAUUGACUGAUGGCGGAAAUGCGCCCCAGGGCUGGAGAACUCCUUAUGUCUAUGUUACCUUGAUCUUGGGUAUCAUCUGUCUCGCACUGUUUGUGUACAUCGAGGGAUGGCGAGCCAGCCAACCUCUUAUGCCUGCAGAAGUUUUCAAGACGAAGUACAUGAGUCGAUUGGUCUUUGCGCUAUUCAUGUCCUACGGAUCUUUUGGUCUGUUUCUUUUCUACGCUAGCUUCUACAUUGAAUCGGUUUUACACAUUGGACCCUUGCUCACAGCAGCUUGGUUCAUCCCUCUCGCGGCUGGCGGUUUCAUUUUGGCUAUCGUUGGCGGCUUCGUUCUUCAUAUCCUUAGCGGGCGAUUACUCCUAAUCAUCUCCGGCCUUGGUUUCCUCGGCUCAACGGUCUUAUUUGCACUUAUUCCCGACAGUGGACGAUCCAACUCAUUCCUCUACUGGGCAUUUGUCUUCCCCGCCAUGAUUCUCGCCACAGUUGGGGUAGACAUUGCCUUUAACGUUACCAACGUCUUCAUCACAACAUCCCUCCCUAAUCAUCUUCAAGCAGUUGCCGGUGCUUUGAUCACCAGCUUGCUCUACCUCGGUAUGGCAUUUUGGCUAGGUGUUGGAGAGAUGGCAGUAUCUGCGCAAAAGGAUAUCAAAGGUGCUGAGAAUGUUGAUGCGCGAAGCCAGUAUCAAAUUGGAUUCUGGACUGGUGCUGGACUGGCUGUGGCGUCUUUGUUGAUCUUUAUCACGGUCAGGAUGGAAUCGGCUAAAGCUGAUUUGACAGCGGAUGAGAAGGCUCAGAGAGAACGAGAGAGGGCUGUAGAGCAGAGCACGGAGUAAUGAGCUUGUGGUUCGGC
Molecule: messenger RNA, 1674 nt
Organism: Fusarium odoratissimum NRRL 54006
Lineage: Eukaryota; Fungi; Ascomycota; Sordariomycetes; Hypocreales; Nectriaceae
Exons: 2
Coding region: 59-1657 (532 amino acids)
Biological process (GO): transmembrane transport
Cellular component (GO): membrane
Molecular function (GO): transmembrane transporter activity
Source: RefSeq, a predicted model, not a curated record